This is a messenger RNA of Xylona heveae TC161, 1277 nucleotides long. Its product is annotated as protein-L-isoaspartate O-methyltransferase. The record is from RefSeq and is a predicted model, not a curated record. Gene Ontology annotation, biological process: protein modification process. Gene Ontology annotation, molecular function: protein-L-isoaspartate (D-aspartate) O-methyltransferase activity. Bases 311 to 982 code for a protein of 223 amino acids. Lineage: Eukaryota; Fungi; Ascomycota; Xylonomycetes; Xylonales; Xylonaceae. Gene Ontology annotation, cellular component: cytoplasm. The transcript is spliced from 3 exons.
UGCGCUUGCGUUUAAAGCAUCAAAGUUAUGUAAAAAUCGCCCCAAUAUUCGGCGCCAGAUCGAAGAUCAUUGCUCCGCACCUAAAAUAAUCCAUUUCUCACUUACAAUUCUUCAAGGUCGCGCUGUAAUUGGCUUACUAUAUCCAGAACGUUGCACAAGCCUCUCGUUUGACACGGGGACUGCGGAGCAUUAACACUGUUUACUCAUUCGCUAACAUAUAUCCAAUAUUCGGUCAUUCGAGAUCCGGAGGUCAUCUUUUCAUAUUUUGCAUUUAAUCCUCUUCAUAAUCUUAGUACUUCGCUUGGACACGAUGGCUUGGAUGUCCGGAUCCACCUCGAAUGCAGGCCUGGUCAAGAAACUAGCUUCCAAUGGACUCAUCUCUUCUGAUAGGGUGCUACAAGCCAUGACUUCUGUUGAUCGAGCUCAUUAUGCGCCAUCAAGUCCUUAUCAAGACUCUCCGCAACCUAUUGGAUUCAAAGCGACUAUUUCAGCACCACAUAUGCAUGCUUCAGCAUGUGAAUCUCUACUGCCUUUUCUAAACUCAGAGGCGCGAGUUCUUGAUAUUGGCUCUGGCUCUGGUUAUUUGACACAUGUUCUCGCAAAUCUAACGGCACCAGAUGGAGUGGUCAUCGGAGUUGACCAUAUUCAAGGUCUGGUGGACCUGGCAAAUAAGAAUAUGGGGAAAAGUCCGGAGGGAAAAAAGCUCCUAGAAUCAAAAAGGGUGCAAUUCAUCAAGGCAGAUGGCAGGUUGGGCUAUCCGGAAGGGGGGCCAUAUGACGCGAUUCACGUCGGGGCCGCGGCUGCAUCGAAACACCAGGCUUUAAUUGAUCAGCUCAAGUCACCUGGGAGGCUCUUCGUUCCAGUUGAAGAGAAUUAUCUACAGCAUAUCUGGGUCAUCGAUAAGAAGGAGGACGGAUCCGUCGAGAGUAAGAAGAUGUACGGUGUUCAGUAUGUACCCUUGACGGAUGCACCUAGCGAAUAAGCCAAGGAGCUUGUGCCAAUGCGAGCUCUUCAGGGGUAGUUGUGCUUUGAAACGACAUAAUCCACCUGUCCUAUGAUAUCAUUGCGCUCUUCGAAGGGAAAAGCCCCAAAGUAAAUGAAAAAGCGAAGUCGGGCUUGUUGCGAGGCGCUUCAAAUUGAGAAGUAGGUAUUAUUAUUACUAUUAUUAUCAAAUUAGUGCAAUAUAGGCAUCAAUAGCAAUGCGAUCACUCAAUAAGUGCUACAAUAAAUUGAGCUGUCUUCACUGCGCCAACUUAUUCGUAGAACUCUAGCGAGGC